AUGCACGGUGCCAUCUCGUCCAUACCCGAGGAACUCCUCGAGCAUAUCCUCGAACACGUCGUCACCCCCUCCGUGCACUGCUCCACCACUCGCCCUCCAUGGCACAUGACUCGUCCUGCUCCUACCCUAUCUGCGGACGUACCGUCUCCCGACGCUUCCCGUCAUACCCACAUCGCCGCGCUACUCGUGUCCCACACCUGGAUACGCAUCGCGACGCCGCUGCAUUACCGUCACGUCGUACUCCGCUCCGCACGUCAUACCUCCCUCCUGGCCAGCACACUGCGUGCGAACCCUGACUUCGGUCACUGGGUACGCUCCAUCUGUGUCGAGGGUGUCUUCGAUGGUCUGGAGGAUGUUGUCGCCAUGUGCCCAUGUCUUGAGGAGUUCGAUAUGACUAUCGACGAUGGUGCGGUGUCCACUGCGACUAUUCCGGGUGGAGCGCCGGGACCAGACGUAAAGGUCAUGAACGAGAAGCUACUCCACUUUUGUGCUAGCUUCAAGAAGAUGACCAGCUUGAAGCAUCUCACCAUACGUAAGACCGCAUAUGCGUACCUGACCCUCCCUCGGACCACCCUACUCUUCGAGAAGCUCAGCGAGGCGAUCGCCGAGUGGAAACAUCUGAAAACUGUGGACAUUGCCUUCCGCUUCUCGCCACCAGCCUCCCUUACUCAGUUCACCGCCGCAUUGAUCGCAGCACCCGCGCUGCGCACCGUCUGCACCGUGCUGCCCUCAGUUUGGAACAGUGCACUUCUGGAGAUUUGCCUAAACCCAGGUCUCGAGCGCAUCGAGCUGAGCUCGGACAUCAAGAUCACUGACACGCACCUAUACCUGAAUGAGGCGCGCAAGCACACGAGGCUGUUUGACCUCAUCCGCACCGGGACGCCCCUCGUACGCCCCCGCGCGCACACCAUGACCGCUCCCCGCGCUCCGGCUGCAGGUCCGGCACCGUCCGUCGACGUGCAGACAGCGCAGGCGGAGAAGCCCGACGCGGGCACAGCAUCUGUGACGGACAAUGCGUUGCUCGUGCGGACUGCGCCAGGUGUGCGGCGGAUGAGCGCGGUCUAG
This is a messenger RNA of Sparassis crispa, 1065 nucleotides long. RefSeq lists its product as hypothetical. The record is from RefSeq and is a predicted model, not a curated record. Bases 1 to 1065 code for a protein of 354 amino acids. Lineage: Eukaryota; Fungi; Basidiomycota; Agaricomycetes; Polyporales; Sparassidaceae. The transcript has 3 exons.